Messenger RNA from Mizuhopecten yessoensis (Yesso scallop), 2179 nucleotides. Its product is annotated as INO80 complex subunit E-like. Gene Ontology annotation, cellular component: Ino80 complex; nucleus. NCBI's taxonomy places the organism in Eukaryota, Metazoa, Mollusca, Bivalvia, Pectinida, Pectinidae. Gene Ontology annotation, biological process: chromatin remodeling. Bases 97 to 783 code for a protein of 228 amino acids. The transcript has 8 exons. The record is from RefSeq and is a predicted model, not a curated record.
ACAAGCAUUUUAUUAACACGGAAGGGAAUCAAAACCACUAGACCCCAAUCAAUGGAAAUGAGGAACCCUUGAAAAUUCUAGCAAACAAAAGCGACAAUGAUGCCAAUCGCAGAUAACCAGAUUCCACAACCGGAACAGCAUCAAGUGGACUACAAACAAAAAUACAAGGCGUUGAAGAAAAAGCUUAAGUUUCUUGUUUAUGAGCAAGAAUGCUUCCUGGAGGAGUUAAGAAAAGCACAGAGGAAAUUGUUAAAGAUAUCUAGAGACAGAAGCUUUCUGUUGGAUAGACUCUUGCAACAUGAGAAAAUAGACGAAUCUUCAGGGGAUUCCGAUGCUACUGCUUCCAGUGACAGUGAAGCAGAAGGUCAAAGUUCAAGAAAAAGGAAAGCUGGUCUGAGUCCAGGUCAGAUUGCCCAGUAUGGUGGAGACCCUGCAGCCAUAUUGGGGAGCCUUGGGGCAACUGGAACUCCUUCUGGUGCAUCUAGUCUGCUGGUAGCAGCUGAACCUGCCAAGAAGAAGUCUAAAUCAAGUGCUAAGAAAGGAGUGCUUUCUAAGGGAGGUAAGGUAUCUCAAGGUAAAGAAAAAGUAGCAAGUCAUAUGACCAGGGAGGAGCUGGAGCGCCACCUAGAGUCACGACAGAAUGUGUUUGGGAUAGAAAAAGCCCCCAUGAUGUUGCCAAUGGAAAUCUUCAGUAAUGAUAACUCAAAUCCAGACAGUGAAUCUGCUCUGGAAAAUCUGAAAGAGGAAGAUGAGUGUGACCUUCUUGUUGAUUCUGGACAGUGAAGAGUCCUGGACACAUACAGAUGGUAUAUCGGGUACAUUACCACAGGAGUACAUUACUGUGGUAAUGUAAAGUAACUUGCGGAUGAACAAGUGACGGGGCCAGACAAAUUUACAAACACGACUCAGAAUCUCAGGGGGAACUGCUAGAACUAGGGUUUUCACGCCAGAGGUAUUUUUGUGUUUUUCUGUGAAUUUGCUAAAGCAAGGAACAUUUCUAAAACAUAUCAUACAAUAUACCUAUCAAUAUCGAAGCUUAUACUAAAAUACAGCACAAAAAGAUAUUGAUGUAGAGUGAAAUAUAGCAAUAUUGUGUCUUCAUAAUAAAGUAAGAAGAUACUUCUGUGAUCUAAUGAACACAAUGCGCCUUAUGGAAUUGCAUUGUUUUGAAGACCAACCCCAAUGGAACGGAUUUAUUGUGAAUUUGCCAGCUAUGUAAUAAAACUAUGCUGUUGGACAUCUAUUAUUUACAAUAAGCAAAUUCUGGUUCUGUGCCUGAUGUGACUUGUAUUAAAUCAGUACUAAACUGUAUUUAUACCUAUUUUGGUGUUAUAUGUGUGUUAAGGUGCUGGACCACAAGAUGUCAUAGUAUUUGAUAUUGUGCAGAAGUAAAAACGCUGUUAAAGUUGCAUGGUCAACUCAUAGGCAUGUGAGAUUUAUGUUGUGAAAUAGAAAUGAAACAGCAAAAUUGUAAUAUGCCCUUGAUCACUGAGUGUGGAAAGUCUGCCAAAUAAAUAACAAAAUUGAUUCUCUUCUUUCAACAAAAUGUACUACACUGUCUAUUUGAGAAAGAGUUAAAAAGAAAUUCUUUAUAUUGUACCAGAUACUCAUGUGAAUACAACUUACCAUUUAGUCCCGAGAGAAUAUUAGGAGCAUAUAUACUAACAGGAAAAAAUAGUUUCAACUAUUCACUGGUAAAAAUCCCAUUUUCACAAAAAUUUACCUAUGAGUAUAUGCUGUUGUUUCUUUAUAUUAUUGUUAGAGUACUUAUUUUAGUGGUCACAGAAGUAUUCUAUCUGCAAUAGAAAAAUAUAGAAACUUCAAAUAGUGCAGUCAUAAUUUAGCACAAUGUUUCAAGUGUGAAAAAAAGCACUAAGAUUAGAAUAUGGCUAAAAUAUGUAUGCUAACAGUAUGUUGAUUUUGUGAUGGGGUACAGUUGAAUUUGCAUGGUUACUUCUCAAACACAUUAAUGCUCCACUUAGGUCAGGUUUUCACUUUGACAUAGCAAGGUACAAUUCUGUGGAACUAUCUCUCAAAUUUUCUGUCAAGUCACAUACGAUUUAGAUGGAUGCAACACGAUAGCACCUGGCCAAGUAAAUGAAAUAACAAGAGUUGGAGUAAUUUAAUAUUGUAAACUUCUACUCACUGAGUAGUUACUGAAUAAAUGUAUACAUAAAAA